Molecule: messenger RNA, 1103 nt
Organism: Ipomoea triloba (trilobed morning glory)
Lineage: Eukaryota; Viridiplantae; Streptophyta; Magnoliopsida; Solanales; Convolvulaceae
Product: inorganic pyrophosphatase 1-like
Exons: 4
Coding region: 40-876 (278 amino acids)
Molecular function (GO): phosphatase activity
Source: RefSeq, a predicted model, not a curated record
CCUGCUUCUAACUCUCCCACAAAAGAAAAGAAAAAUAUAAUGGGUGGAAGCGUAGUGGUCGUGAUUUUUGAUUUCGACAAGACCAUUAUCGACUUGGACAGCGAUAACUGGCUUGUGGAUGAGUUGGGUUUCACUGAUCUCUUCAACCAACUUCUUCCUACCAUGCCAUGGAACUCUGUCAUGGACAAGAUGAUGAAUGAGAUCCACGCCAAGGGGAAGAAGAUUGAGGAGAUUGAAGAAGUUCUCAGAAGGACGCCGAUUCAUCCCCGGAUAGUUCCUGCCAUUAAAUCAGCUUAUGCUUUAGGGUGUGAAUUGAGAAUAGUGAGCGAUGCAAACCUGUUUUACAUAGAAACAAUCUUGAAACACCACGGCAUAAGCGAAUGCUUCUCGGAAAUCUACUCAAACCCUGGGUAUGUGGACGAGGAAGGCAGGCUAAGAAUCCGCCCUUACCACGAUUUCCACUCUUCUCCCCACGGCUGCAACAAUGUUUGCCCUCCCAACAUGUGCAAGGGUAAGAUUAUAGAAAGGAUUGAAGGGUCGUUGGGUAGGGAAGGGAUGGGGAAGAAAAGAAUGAUCUACCUUGGUGAUGGGGCUGGUGAUUUCUGCCCCAGCCUGAAGCUUAAAGAGGGAGACUUUGUGAUGCCAAGGAAAGAUUUCCCAGUCUGGAAACUCAUAACCGAAAACCGGAUGCUCUUCAAGGCUGAGAUUCAUGAAUGGAGUGACGGGGAAGAACUCGAGCGCGUCCUGCUUCAUCUCAUUAACAAGAUCUGCGCAGAAGAAGAGAGCCAAUUCUUACCUGCCGCAGCUGAUGAAACCAAUUCCAAGUUCCAGACCACUCACCAGGCCUUACCUAAAGCUAUCCCUGUGCCUUUUUAGUGCACUAGCUUAGCCCGCCAAAUUACUAGGAUAGCUAUCCUAGUUCGCCCGGCCUCAUGGACCAAUGUUGUAGCACCCAUGCUUUACUUACUCAACUCAAACAAUAAACAGCCAUGCAAGCUGAGUAGUCAGCGUGCAUGCAUGUAGGUGCAUGACAAACCUUUAAUUAAUUAUUGCCUAAUGUGUUAAUCGCCUAUUGGAAUGUUAUCUGCAUGCCUAUCUCUUAA